AUAACAUGAAGUAAAAGAAAAGGCAAAGACAAAAACCCAGUAACAUAAGAGAACACAGUAGCAAAGCAAACGAAAAAAUGGGUGCUUUGGAUCACAUCUCCGAGCUCUUCGACUGCUCCCACACCAGUUCCAAACUCAAGAAGAAGCGCAAACAAUUCCAGACGGUGGAGGUGAAAGUGAAGAUGGACUGUGAAGGGUGUGAGAGGAAGGUGAAGAAAUCGGUGGAGGGAAUGAAAGGGGUGACUCAGGUGGAGGUGGAUCGGAAGGCUAGUAAGGUCACCGUUUCGGGCUACGUUGAACCCUCUAAGGUUGUGUCUCGCAUCUCUCACCGCACUGGAAAGAGAGCGGAGCUAUGGCCGUACGUCCCGUACGACGUCGUUGCGCACCCUUACGCGCCCGGUGUCUACGACAAGAAAGCGCCCUCUGGGUACGUGCGAAACGCCGACAUUGACCCUCGUCUGACUAACCUCGCACGUGCCAGCUCCACCGAGGUCAGGUACACCACCGCCUUCAGCGACGACAACCCCGCCGCAUGUGUCGUCAUGUGAUGUCCAUAACCGUCUCUCGUCUUUUGUUACUUUUGUUUUUUGUUCUUGUGUUGUAUCAUAGCAGCAAUGGAAAAGACAAGUAAAAUAGGUCACCUAAUGUAUGUAACUUUAAAGUGAUUUUGGCAUUUUUUUUUA
Molecule: messenger RNA, 683 nt
Organism: Vigna angularis (adzuki bean)
Lineage: Eukaryota; Viridiplantae; Streptophyta; Magnoliopsida; Fabales; Fabaceae
Product: heavy metal-associated isoprenylated plant protein 26
Exons: 2
Coding region: 78-548 (156 amino acids)
Molecular function (GO): metal ion binding
Source: RefSeq, a predicted model, not a curated record